GGCAAGUUGAGCGGCAGAAUUUUCAACUACACGUGCGUUUUGUUUAAUAUUUUGCGAGGAAUAUUUUAUGAAGAUACACUGGGAUUACCCACAGCACUUAUCUGACUUGUACUGGAUAUAAAAGACUGUCAAACACAACCCUACGCAACCCUACGAGACAUUUAACCUGGUUUCUCAUUGCCAAAAGCGAAGUAUUAAAGUCCUGUCUUGCUUGCCCAUGGCUGGAUUAUGAGUUGUGCAGGUUCAGGAUGGUGGAGACCCCCUCAGGCCUGAACAAACCUCCACUCUCUCUUCAACAGUAUGGCCUCAGCUCAAGCGUACUGGGAUCAACACCAUGCCCACGAACCCAUGGAUAAGCUGUUUUUUAGAUUUGGUUCAGAGUCCAUGGAUCACAGCUUGAGAAUGUAUCAACAGAACUCUGCGAACGUGGGCUUUGAAAGAAGGACGUCUGGCUCCUGUUCUCCCCAGCGUCUUUCUCCUAAGACUCCAAAUCCUCCACAGCUGCUGUUUUCCUCUCAAUGCCACCCACCUGCGGGAGACCAGGUGGUUCCGUCUUUACAGAAACUGUCUGUUUAUGAGCACAUGCCCCCAUGUUCACCCAGGAGAACAACCAAGCCCCUUCCUCCCCUCCCGGAUAUAGGCGACUUGUCCUCUGAUGAAGCAGAAGACAACGAGGUUGAGUUUUUCUCCAGCACGUCUGAGAGCCAAUGUCUGGUGCCUAAAACCUCAUCCUUCCAGUAUGGCCUGCCAGGAAGACGCAGUUUUCGGGGAAGUGGUCAGAUAAACUUUGCAUAUUACGAAGGCCUACAGGAACACCAGAAACUAUGCGGGAUGAAGCCUCAGUGGGAGCAGGCGGUAACGGAGAACCAACAACGACCACAACGCCGACUUCAUCGCUCCAAUUCUGGACCUGCUGGAUCCUUUAAAGCUGCCAAUUUCAGAUCGACCAGCCUUCACCAUUCUCCUCCUGCUUACUCGCAGGAAAAACCUGAAAUCCCACCUCGAGUUCCCAUCCGUCCUCGUCUCAGUGAAAGCACAGAUCUCUGGAGAACAUCAACUGAUGACUUUGAUGCAGACAAACCUCCUAAAGUGCCUCCAAGAGAGCCCAUUCCUCAGGUCAUCCCACGUGCUAUUAGUCCCAAAAGUCUCCCGAUUUAUGUCAACGGGGUAAUGCCUCCUACUCAGAGCUUUGCUCCCUAUCCGGAGUACGUCAGUAAGGCUCAACACAAGCAGAUCUGUGAGGGUUUGGCGUCUUCUCGUAGUCCCUGUAUUUUACCCAUUAUUGAAGAUGGGAAGAAAGUGAGCAGUACCCAUUAUUUUCUCCUCCCUCAUCGGCCUGGCUACUUGGACAAGUUUGAGAGGUUUUUCAGAGAGUCCGACUCCUAGUGUUUUAAAGUCAGAAGUUGUUUGCUUGAGAAAAAAAAGGAAGGCCGGAUAUAAAGUGGUGUUGUUUGACUGAACUGAUUCUUCAGUGUUAUGAAUUACUGUUGUGUUUAGGGAAUGGACAUGAUGUCCUCAGAGAAGAACUGGUUACCGCUGCUUACAUAUGGAGAGUUACUCUGCUAAAAGUGUCCUUUGUUUGUUAGGGCUGCAUGAUUGAUCGAAAUGAAACAAAAAUUGUGAAUAUAAAACCUCCGCAAGAGAAGCUUUAAGGUCUCUCUUGCAGUUUUUCACCUUAAAAGCUAGGUGGUUUAAUAUUUGAAAAUAAAAACUGCCAUGAAUUCAGAGGUGUAAAAAAAUAUAUAUUUUAUUUGACAUAGAAAUAUUACAAUAUAGUAUUCCAUUUCUAGAUUAUUAUUAUUAUUAUUAUUAUUAUUAUCUAUUAUCUUUAUAUGUUUUAUGUAAUCGUUUUGAUAAGCAUAAUAAAUCUGGAACAUUAUUUCAAAUUGCUUAAUCACAAUCAACAAUUUUAUCUGGAAAAUUACAAUUAUGUUUAACCCCCCAAAUCGUGUCACCCUAUUUAUUGGUGUAUGUUUUUGUUGUUGUACUUUUUCCAUGCUGUAUGUUAAAUUAAGAGUGUGCAGUAUCCUUUUAUGAAGGAAAAAGAUGAACUGUUACACUGUUAACACUGUGUAACCUGAGUAUAAGCUGGUCUUAUUAUUUUCCCCCUCUCUGUAGUAUGGAAUGCUAUAUUGCGCAACAUGCAUCAACAGUAUGAAUUUAGAAAUUGCUGAAAAAUGAAAACAGUCAAGUAUUAGCAGUAAUGCUCAUCUGAAUUUUGAAUAAUUUAAAGAGCUUUUUGGAUGUUUUUAUAAGCCAGGUCCUGAACAAUGCCACCAGUGAAAAGUGUGGUGAUCAAAAUGAGUUGUAAAGGUACGAUUGGCAACAAAUGGAAAGGACUGGGCAUAGGGGUUAGUAUUUAAGUCUCAUUGUGAGCAUUAAUCGAAGCGUUUCAUCCUGUUUCUUUCUUUACUGGCCACUUAGAUGAAAUACAAACCUAUCUGUUUGUUUCUUUAAAGAUUGGCACUUGCAGUUUCAUUUUGCUAACGUCUGUUACAAGGGCAGAAAUGCCACUGCCUUGCCAUUUAGUGUCAAAAUGCUGGACACUGGGUGCAAUUCAGCUGUUGGUGAAUGAUAUUUUGCUUUCUUUUUAAAUCGUUUACUAUGAAGUUGCUUCACUGAAAUAUUUACUACAACGGAAAGUCAUAAAUGGAAGCCCAUGAUUGGUUGGUCCUGCCCUUGUGUUUCUUAUUUUUGUUACUUUAAGUUGAGAGUUAUUUUUAUUUUAUUUUUUUUUUAUCUUGACAUUAUCAGACCAGUAGUUGUUUACAUUUUGAGCUACUUUUGUUUUUGUUCAUCCAACGAAAUGACCUGUUUUCUGUGUGAAGGCUAAUGUUAACUGACUUUGUUUCAUCUGCUGAGGAAACAUGCACUUCUAAAAUGUACAGUAUUGGUGUAGUUUUUCACACCAGACUAUUUAAAUAAAGUAACUUAUUUGUAUGAA
Molecule: messenger RNA, 2944 nt
Organism: Danio aesculapii
Lineage: Eukaryota; Metazoa; Chordata; Actinopteri; Cypriniformes; Danionidae
Product: ERBB receptor feedback inhibitor 1
Exons: 4
Coding region: 301-1386 (361 amino acids)
Biological process (GO): negative regulation of epidermal growth factor receptor signaling pathway; regulation of keratinocyte differentiation
Cellular component (GO): extrinsic component of cytoplasmic side of plasma membrane
Source: RefSeq, a predicted model, not a curated record